CCAGUUAAAAAGUUGCAGGAAAAAAUAUCGACAACACGGAAGUGUCAAGAUGGCUCCAAGUGGAUUGAAGGCGGUAGUCGGAGAGAAAAUCCUGAAUGGAGUUAUCAAAAGUGUGAAGAAGGAUGGAGAAUGGAAGGUGCUCAUUGUGGACCACAUCAGCAUGCGAAUCCUGUCCGCCUGCUGCAAGAUGUCAGAUAUCAUGGCAGAGGGGGUGACUAUUGUGGAGGACAUCAACAAGCGCAGGGAACCCAUCUCCAGCCUGGAGGCCAUUUAUCUGAUCUCUCCUUCAAAGAAGUCGGUUCAUGCUCUUAUCAAUGACUUCAAAGAGAUUGCUUUCACCUACAAAGCGGCGCACAUCUUCUUUACAGACAAUUGCCCAGAUGCUCUGUUUGCUGACAUUGGGAGGUCCAGAGUUGCCAGAGUCAUCAAGACUCUGAAGGAGAUCAACGUGGCUUUCCUGCCGUACGAAUCCCAGGUAUUUUCCCUUGACGAUCCCAGCUCCCUGCACUUGUUCUACAGUCCAGUUGGAGAUGGGAAUAAAGACAGAAUGAUGGAGACUCUGGCAGAGCAGAUCGCCACCCUCUGUGACACCCUGAAGGAGUACCCUGCCAUCUGCUACCGCAGCGGUCCUGAAGAGAAUGCUAGAUUGGCUGAGGAGGUGUAUCAGCGUCUGAACGCCCAUAAAGCAGACAACCCCAGCAUGGGAGAGGGUCCUGACAAGGCCAGGUCACAGCUAUUAAUUGUGGAUCGUGGCUUUGACCCCAUCUCUCCCAUUCUGCACGAGCUGACUUUCCAGGCCAUGGUCUAUGACCUUCUGGACAUCAAACAGGACAUCUACAAAUAUCAGACGACUGGGAUCGGGGACUCUAAGGAGAAGGAGGUUCUCCUGGACGAAGACGAUGAGCUGUGGAUCCAGCUGAGACACAUGCACAUAGCUGACGUCACCAAGAAAGUGACGGAGCUGCUGCGUGUGUUCUGUGAGAGCAAGAGGAUGUCCACUGAUAAGGCCAAUAUCAAAGACCUGUCUCAGAUGUUGAAGAAGAUGCCACAGUACCAGAAGGAACUCAGCUUGUACUCCACUCACCUGCACCUGGCUGAGGCCUGCAUGAAGAAAUUCAAAGCCUCGGUGGAUAAGCUGUGUGAGGUGGAACAGGACCUGGCCAUGGGGACUGAUGUAGAUGGGGAACCCCUGAAGGACGCCAUGAAGAGCAUCGUCCCUGUACUCCUCAACAUCGACAUCGACCCCUACGACAAGAUCCGCAUCAUACUACUCUAUAUCUUCCACAAGAAGAAGGGCAUUGGAGAGGAGAACCUGACCAAGUUAAUCCAGCACGCCAACGUGCAGGCAAACAGCAACAUCAUCACCAACCUACAGCACCUGGGCUGCCCCAUCAUAGCAGGGGCUCCCAAUGCUGGGAAAACACUGCCUGAGAAGAAAGAGCGCAAGGAGAGCACGUACCAGCUCUCCCGAUGGACACCCACCAUCAAAGAUGUGAUGGAGAAUGCCAUAACAGACAAGCUGGACAGGAAGCAGUGGCCGUUCAUCUCUGACCCUGCCCCCAUUAACACCAUGCAGACGACUGUCAGCAGUGCUCGGUUUGGACAAUGGCACAAGAACAAGUCUCCACCGGAGUAUCGUUCCGGCCCUCGGCUCAUCAUCUUCAUGAUCGGAGGUGUGUCCCACUCCGAGAUGCGCUCUGCCUACGAGGUCACUCGAGCCACAGACGGAAAAUGGGAGGUUCUGAUUGGUUCGUCUCACAUUGUCACACCCACCAGCUUCCUAAAUGAUCUGAAGAAGCUGGACCUGGAUCCAACUCCUGAAAGCUAGAUAUCUCCUCGGCCUGGAAGGGAGCUGUUCUGAGUCUGCAGAGAGAAUGGAUCUGAACACAAACCUGGAUUCAAAUUGUGCUUGUUUUCUUUCAAAUAUGUUGAGUGUUUUGAUUAAGCCUGCUUGGAGUGCCAGAUCAGUGGGAUUUGCAGUUUGCACUUUUAGGACUGUUCCAGUGGUUCUUUUGGGUUAGACAAGUUCAAUUAAGCACAGUUAAAGUAUUUGAAAGAGAACAAAUACUAUUUGAACCCUGGUCUGCUCAUUAUGAGACGCUUGUGUACUUGUCUAACUGUAAAACUAAGUGCCGGUUUAAGAUGUAGUCAUUAGAGGAUAGUAUCUUUUGAUUCUCAAUCUAUUAUUGAAUUUAUCUUUAAUUACGGUUGAAGUAAAAUAAAUUAUGUACAUAUGUAUAAAUGUAAUGCUGUGAUGGACUUUUUUUGCUCUGAAUAUUAAAUUAAAACAGCCCUUAUAUUAUGAGGAUCAUUUUAAUCUCCCUGUCUUCAACUGUAAUUAAGUUACAAAUAUGGGUUGCAUCUCAAGUCUAAAGUGACUUCUUCUCCUUUUGUCCUGUUAGUGCAGAUGAACUAAAGGACAUAAUUGAGAUGCAACUUUUUAGUUGGGACCAUUAAAUACUUGUGCCUCUCCCAAGUUACAUUUCUUUUCAUGUCUAAAUAUCUUUACUACUGUAGUGUGCCUCUGAAAUCAUGCACUUUCAUGUUUGGGCCUUUGUCUUUUAGUCAAUUAUGAAUAAACAAUAUGCAUACAUUUUA
This is a messenger RNA of Oncorhynchus gorbuscha (pink salmon), 2598 nucleotides long. RefSeq names its product syntaxin-binding protein 2-like. The coding region runs from base 50 to 1828 and encodes 592 amino acids. Gene Ontology annotation, cellular component: plasma membrane; secretory granule. The transcript has 18 exons. Gene Ontology annotation, molecular function: syntaxin-3 binding. The record is from RefSeq and is a predicted model, not a curated record. Gene Ontology annotation, biological process: neurotransmitter secretion; vesicle-mediated transport; intracellular protein transport. Lineage: Eukaryota; Metazoa; Chordata; Actinopteri; Salmoniformes; Salmonidae.